Messenger RNA from Sipha flava (yellow sugarcane aphid), 876 nucleotides. RefSeq lists its product as uncharacterized. The transcript has a single exon. The coding region runs from base 340 to 876 and encodes 178 amino acids. The record is from RefSeq and is a predicted model, not a curated record. NCBI's taxonomy places the organism in Eukaryota, Metazoa, Arthropoda, Insecta, Hemiptera, Aphididae.
CAAACUCGUAAAAUGUGCUGUAUCAAUCUCCAAAAUUGUAAAAAUUUGUUACAUUGCGUGAACUUUAGCCAAAAAAUCUUCGUUAUAUCGAGGGGACCAAAAUACAUUUGAUUUUUCGUUAUAGCACGAGGUUUUCAAGGGUCCGACAGUUUUAUACGUUAUAUCGAGAUUUUCGUUUUAUCGAACUUCGUUAUACCGCGAGUUGACUGUAUUAAUAGAAUAUAAUAAUAUGAUUAUAUUAAAACAUUGUUUUAUAAUGUUGGUGCAUCCUGAGAAACUUUUGCCACCCCUGAUAUUUUUUUCGAAUUACGCCAUUGCCAGUACGUGUGUAUCCAUCAUAUGUUAUAUACAGCUGCUCCGGAUCCGGUGUUGUUCAACGUAGACUUGGUGGCGUUGUACGAUAGAAUGUUGGACGCGGAUUGCGACGAAGACUGCGAUUUGGAUUGCGUGGCAACCGUGACGGAGACUGAACGAUGGGAGGCGUACGACAAGUUCCGCGACGUGGUCGAAGCACGGGUCGCACACAACUUGUACCUAUGCAAGUGCAUUGAACUGAAGCAGCGGACGGUGGACGUGGAAGACAACAUCAUCGAGGAGACCACGGAGUUCUGGCUGGACGACAAAAUGAAAGUGAAAGUAUGUAAGACGUUUUUCACUCGCACCCUGGGCCUGCCGGAUGCGCGGUUGAACGCGCUGCUCGAGCCCGAUACCUUCGAGUGGUUCUCCCGGUAUAAGCACCUCUUGAUUGAUCACACGGUUACCGUUAUGGCAGUGACAGCCGUUGACAAUCAUGAUAGAGACGUGGACGAAGAGAGAACGAAGCGUUACUGCGGUAUCGAACAACCCUGUUCCGAGUUUGUGCUGAAUUCCAGGUGA